GUCUUUAAUAAGCAACUCUGUGGCCACAGUAGGCUACUUGCUUAAAGUCAUGUUUCUACUUAUUUUAUUUCUUUCCUUUCUCCAGGGGAUGUGAUUCUGGCCUUCUGUCUUUCUAUGGUUGUUGGUCUUGUGCUGGGAGCUCUGGUCUAUAUGAUCUUGAUCUGGAUGUCUCGUCGACGAGCAUCAGCCACCAUCACACGUGUACCCAUCCAUAAAUCCCGCUCCACCACCCGUUCAUCCUCGCCACGCUCUCGGCCAGGCUACAGUCGACACAGCAGUGGCUAUGACCAACGCGGCAAUAACAAUCUGGCCAGUGCUGCCUUCUCCUUCCAUCGGCAGACCUCACCCUCACUGAUAGACUAUGGUGACUCACCAGGGCGCAAGUCGAGCUUCCGGGCCUCUACUUUUCAUCCUCUUCUCCAGUGUAGCCAGAUUGCUCGUGAGGCAGAAGAGGGUACCCAAGGCAGCCUGCCACGGACCCCCACUCUCACUACCAACCCUGGGGCGCCUGGAUCCAUCAGCACUGUCAGUUCCAUGGUCACUCCACCCCAGGCCAGAACCAGACCAGAUUCCUUCUGGGGCAACAGCAAUCUAAAGGCCUUAAAUGCUGGCCAGACUCCACCACCUGCCUAUGAGAGCAUCAUACGUGCCUACAAAGAGACGACCACGUGAAGGAAGGCGAGAUGCUACAGUGAUAGGGGGAAGAUAAAUGUAUUAAUAAACUUGGACUAGAACAUUGGACCACUGAAAGCAGUAUGGAUUUCUUAAACUGAUAUGGCCAGUUUUCAAUGUGUGUAUAUGUGAAUAUUUCUGUUUUUUUGUACUCUUUUAAAAAUAAAGGUUCUUUAUUAGGA
Molecule: messenger RNA, 854 nt
Organism: Carassius auratus (goldfish)
Lineage: Eukaryota; Metazoa; Chordata; Actinopteri; Cypriniformes; Cyprinidae
Product: myc target protein 1 homolog
Exons: 1
Coding region: 115-672 (185 amino acids)
Cellular component (GO): nucleoplasm
Source: RefSeq, a predicted model, not a curated record